This is a messenger RNA of Quercus lobata, 1827 nucleotides long. Its product is annotated as disease resistance protein RPM1-like. The coding region runs from base 1 to 1827 and encodes 608 amino acids. Lineage: Eukaryota; Viridiplantae; Streptophyta; Magnoliopsida; Fagales; Fagaceae. The transcript has 2 exons. Gene Ontology annotation, molecular function: ADP binding. Gene Ontology annotation, biological process: defense response to other organism. The record is from RefSeq and is a predicted model, not a curated record.
AUGGCACAGGAUGCAGUGUCCUCUCUUAUUGACAAGCUGAUUCCUUUGCUGACCAAAGAAGCAAAACUGUUACGAGGCAUCCAUGGAGAAGUUGCUGACAUCAAAGGUGAGCUUGAUAACAUUCAGUCCUUCCUUAAGGAUGCAGAUACAAGGGCAGCAGCUGAAGAAGACAUGAGUGAGGGUGUCAAAACAUGGGUAAAACAAGUAAGAGAAGUAGCUUUUCGUAUAGAUGUUGCGACCGACCAAUACUUGGUUCAGGUGGCACUACACGAUCCUCAUUGGCGUGGCUUCCGUGGUUUACUCCAGAAAACCACUCACUUGCUCAAAACAUUAAAACCACGCCAUGAGAUAGCGGCUGAGAUUCAAAAGAUCAAAGCAUCAAUUCAGAAAAUCAAGGAAAGAAGUGAAAGAUAUGGUUUCCAAUCCACAGAUCAAGGAUCAAGUAGUGGUUCUCAGAGUGUUAUGUGGGUUGACCCUCGAAAGGAUUCCUUUUAUCUUGAUGAUACUGACGUUGUAGGAAUUGAAACUCAUAGAGAUAAAUUGAUUGGCUGGCUGGUAAAAGGACGUUCUCACCGUACUGUGCUUUCGGUGGUAGGAAUGGGGGGACUGGGCAAGACCACUCUUGUUAAGAAAGUCUAUGAUCACCGGAGGGUACAAGGACACUUUGAUUGCCAUGCUUGGAUUCCAGUGUCUCAAUCGUACAACGUGGAAGGUUUACUAAGAAGCAUGAUAAGGCAAUUUCGCAAUGCUAGAAUGGAGUCUCUCGUGGCAAGAAUAGAUGCAAUGGAUGAGGAGUUGUUGAUUCAUGAAUUGAGAGAUUACUUACGAAAAAAGAGGUACGUGGUCAUAUUUGAUGAUGUAUGGAAAAUAGACUUUUGGGAGGAUAUAAAACAUGCUUUAAUUGAUAAUAACAAGGGUAGUAGAAUUAUGAUCACAACACGAAACACAGAGGUUGUUGAUUUUUGUAAAAAAUCUUCACCCGUUCUUGUGUACGAGUUGCAACCACUACCUCCUAUUGAGGCUUGGAAGCUAUUUUGCAAAAGGGCCUUCAAAUUUGAUUUUGAAGGACAUUGCCCCCUAGAGUUGAGGGAAUUGUCUUAUGACAUUAUUGAGAAAUGCAAAGGAUUACCACUUGCUAUUGUUGCUAUUGGUAGCCUUUUGUCAACCAAAGAUAAAACUAUCUUUGAAUGGAAAAACUUGCAUGAUAGCCUUGGAUUUGAGCUAGGAAGAAGUCCACAUCUUUCAGGUGUCAACAAAAUUUUAUCUCUGAGUUUUGAAGAUUUGCCUUACAACCUCAAGUCUUCCUUAUUAUACCUUGGUAUGUACCCGGAGGACUAUUCAAUUAAUUGCGUAAGAUUGAUUAGACAAUGGAUAGCUGAAGGCUUUGUGAAGGAAAUCGAGGGUAAAACAUUUGAGGAGGUUGCACGAGAAUACUUGACAGAAUUAAUCCAUAGAAGCUUAGUUCAAGUAUCAGAGUUUGAUUUUGAUGGAAAAGCUAGACGAUGUCGACUCCAUCAUCUUCUUCGUGAGAUCAUCCUCCAAAAGAUGAAGGAUUUUAGUUUUUGUCAUGUUUUGUCAAAAAAGGGGUCUAACUUUGAAGGACUAACUCGACGUAUGUCAGUUGAUAGAGUUUCAUAUGAUGUACUAAAGGGAUUUGAGGACUCUCACAUUCAUUCUCUUUUAUUGUUCAAUCUUGAUGAAUUGCCGAAGUCCUUUAUGAGUACUUUUUUUGCUAAUUUCAAGCUUUUGAAAGUAAUGGAUUUUGAAGAUGCUUUACUAGAUUUCAUUCCUGAAGAUGUGGGAAUUUUAUUUCACUUAAGAGAUUAA